AUGCUGGAAAAGGGUCAAAGACGAGAAGGUGCAUGGACACAGUCAUUGUUGCUGGCUGUUGCUUCAGCAGCAAUCGGUGGUUCAUUUCAGUUUGGCUAUCAUAUUGGAUGUGUCAAUGUACCUGCUAAGGUUAUCAAACUAUGGAUGAUUGAUUCGCAUAACAAACUUUUUGAUGAAUUAUUGACUAUUGAGGAGAUCAGCAGAGUUCAAUGGGCUAUCACGGUUGGAAUUUUCGCUGUCGGUGGAAUGAUUGGUGGCUUAGCUUCUGGUAAGAUGGCAGAUUGGCUUGGUCGUAAAGGUGCUAUGAUGGCCAACAAUAUCGUUGCUGUUGUAGCAGCUGUAUUGAUGACCGUGUCCUAUUACGUAAAUGUAUAUCCAUUGAUGAUCGUUGGACGCUUAAUUAUAGGCAUCAAUUCUGGCUUAAGCUCAGGCCUAGUACCUAUGUACCUUACCGAAAUAUCACCCGUGAAUUUACGUGGUUCACUGGGUAGUGUGGCACAACUGUUGGUUACCAUCGGUAUUUUAUUCUCACAAAUUAUCGGUUUACCGCAACUUCUAGGUUCAGCAAAAUUGUGGCCAUUGGUCUUUGGCUUUACGGUAGUUCCAGUGAUUUUCCAAGUAGCUACUUUGCCAAUGAUACCAGAAUCACCCAAAUAUAAUUUAAUUGUGAUGAAUCGUGCUGAGCAAGCUGAAGAAGACCUGAAAAAACUGCGCGCAAAAGACGAUGUGAAAGCAGAAAUUGAUGCGAUGAAAGAGGAGCAAGCAAAGAUAAACGCUGUAGCAGAAAUUAGCAUCUUUGACUUGUUCCGUGGUAACCUUCUCUGGCCUAUGUUUAUCGCAAUUAUGAUGAUGUGUGCACAGCAGUUUUCGGGUAUAAACGUUGCUAUGUUUUUCUCCACAAUGAUUUUUGAAGGCGCUGGACUGGGAGAAAAUGCUGUUUAUGCCACCUUGGUGAUGGGCUUAAUUAAUGUUAUCAUGACGGUUGUUUCCGUGUAUAUGGUUGAUCACCCCAAGAGUGGACGUGUAAUGUUGUUGAUGAUUGGCUUGAUUGGAAUGUUUUUUGCUUCCAUUUCCAUUGUCAUUUUUAUCUCAAUCUACACAGCAGAUCAGUCAAGCAACAGAUGGGCAUCUUAUCCGGCUUGUAUAUUCGUGUUUCUCUUUGUCAUAUUCUUUGCUACUGGCCCAGGUUCCAUUCCAUGGUUUUUCGUCUCGGAAUUGUUCUCAUCAGGAGCACGUGGUGCAGCGAAUUCGGUUGCUGCAGCAACAAACUGGACAGCAAAUUUCAUUGUCGGGACAUCGUUCGAAUUUCUCAAUGCAAAUGCUUGUUUCAUUUGCUUAAGCUUACAGUCAGUUUCGUUUCAGCAAAUUUUACACCAGUAUGCUUUCCUGAUCUUCUCUGUUUUCCUGGCAUUCUUUGCAUUUUUCACUUGGAUGUACGUACCAGAAACCAAAGGUCGUACCGUUGAAGAUAUACAGGAAGAAUUGGCGCGUGGCAAGUCGCGAUUUGCUCGAAAUGUGAAAUGA
Molecule: messenger RNA, 1524 nt
Organism: Thelazia callipaeda (thelaziosis nematode)
Lineage: Eukaryota; Metazoa; Nematoda; Chromadorea; Rhabditida; Thelaziidae
Source: the annotation of a GenBank genome assembly